GUACCAAAACUUGGUUUUAUAGGUUAUGUUGGUGUUUUCGUUUUGCUUUAUUAUCCCGUUGUAUUUGAGUUUAGUUGAAUUUCAUUAUAAUAUAUUAUUGAAAUAUUGUUAAUAAUAUAAUUAAAUUGAUAUUUUAGCAAACUUUUAAUAAUGUAGUACAAUAGUAUAUAAUUCUGAAAGAAUAUUGUUUCUUAUUUUGCUUAUCAUUCCUAAUCAAAUAUGAGUGCACCAAAUGAAACCACUGCUAUCAACAGUACCAAUAGUGCUCCAUACUUGAGUGCAGAUCGUAGUGAACUGGCACCAUUGUUCACAAAUCCCCAAGAGACAAAAGGUCUGCGACUGAUAGCUGGCUGUUUCACCUUUAUUAGUCUCUUAAUUUCAUUGGCAUUGGCAGCACAAGUUCGUUAUGGAAACCAUCAGGUGGCACCUCACGGAAGUGUUGUAUCAGACAGCAGUUAUUGCUCUCGCAUUGGAGCCUCCAUUAUAGAGAAAGGUGGCAAUUCAGUUGAUGCAGCAAUAGCAGCUACGUUUUGUAUGGGACUUGUGCAUCCCCAUUUAACGGGAUUGGGAGGUGGUGGUCUUAUGCUGAUUUACGAUCACAGACAACACCGUAUUAAAGAUUGUCUCGACUUCCGGGUUUCUCAGAGCAAGAACCGUGAUGUGGGAAUUCCAGGAUUACUGGCAGGUUUAUACCAAGCCCAUUAUUUACAUGGGUCAGCCUCAUGGGAAGAACUGUUAGCUCCUUCUAUAAGAAUGGCCAGAUCAGGAUUCGGCGUCUCGAGCAGUCUGGUAAUGGCGAAACGAAGUCUGAUCGCCAACGUAUCGGACCUGCGCACUUGGCUCGAGCCCUUGCAACAAGGCUCCAUCAUAACCUCGAAUCAGCUCGCCGAUACACUCUCCAUUAUCUCAACGCAAGGACCUGACGCUUUCUACAACGGCAGUCUGACAAAAGAAAUGGUGGAGAAGGCGUCUCUGAGCCCAGUGGACAUGGCCGGUUACAGGGUGGAGAGGGGAGCCAGUCUGUGUUCGGAACACAUCUAUAACGGCUACAAGGUGAUUGCUCCCUCACUCAGUGGCACGGGAGGUGAAUUCCUCUUCAAGGCCCUGGAUCACUUGAACCUCAGCGGCUCCAUUGACGCAGCUGUGCCCCUGGUGGGACAAGCUCUUCUAGCUAAUCAAUCUGAGCUGUCUUGGAGGAUACAUUCGGGAAGCGUGGUCGUAGCUACAGACCGAAGUGAUCUCUACGUCUCUAUUGUCAGUGGCUUGGGCUCGGUCCUUGGAUCACAGAUAUUAACAAGCAGCGGCUUCAUCCUGAACAAUGCGAUGGAGAUGGCGCCCAUGGUGGGAAGCCGGGCAACACAUCUCGCUGUUCCAUUCAUCUGUGUGCAGAAUCUGUUUGUAUGCGGCCAACGCUUCAUUUCAGGUGCUCCUGAUGUUAGAGACGGACUACAGCUAAUCUUUAGACUGUUGGACUCAGAAACAUACUACAAUACCAGUCUUCAGUCACUGGUGGAUGCCCCACGUGUACGAUUUACAGCCUCCACCAAUGAAGUACAGGCGUGGGCUGAGGACAGACAUGUGCCAGCGUUGAGUGGAGCUGAAAUGGCGGCGCUGAAAGAACUGGGUUUCAAGCUGACAAUGGCCCAGCUGCCCUACCCCAGUUUGAAUGUCAUUCGCAAUUGCGACACUGUCGAUCCCUACGCAGAUCCUCGUGGAAUGGGUGAAGCUAUUCAUUUUAACUGUGUUGACAAUAAUAAUUAA
Nilaparvata lugens (brown planthopper) is the source of this 1761-nucleotide messenger RNA. Its product is annotated as glutathione hydrolase 7-like. NCBI's taxonomy places the organism in Eukaryota, Metazoa, Arthropoda, Insecta, Hemiptera, Delphacidae. The record is from RefSeq and is a predicted model, not a curated record. Gene Ontology annotation, cellular component: plasma membrane. Gene Ontology annotation, biological process: glutathione catabolic process. Gene Ontology annotation, molecular function: glutathione gamma-glutamate hydrolase.